This is a messenger RNA of Engraulis encrasicolus (European anchovy), 1905 nucleotides long. Its product is annotated as P2Y purinoceptor 14. The transcript has 2 exons. The coding region runs from base 362 to 1570 and encodes 402 amino acids. The record is from RefSeq and is a predicted model, not a curated record. Lineage: Eukaryota; Metazoa; Chordata; Actinopteri; Clupeiformes; Engraulidae. Gene Ontology annotation, molecular function: G protein-coupled purinergic nucleotide receptor activity. Gene Ontology annotation, cellular component: membrane. Gene Ontology annotation, biological process: G protein-coupled receptor signaling pathway.
GAGAGGACACUGAGAGACACUAAGAGAAAGUGUUUAUUGGGAUACCAAUGAGAAGAUAUUAUUACAAGAAACUAAUAUUAGUCUAAUAGUUAAAUAAUAUUGUUUGGGCUUAAAAAAUGUAUUUUACACACUUACUCACUGGUGGUGGUGGAGUUGUCUCAUAAGUUACAUUUCACUGCCACUGGAGGUUUAAGUGAAGUAGAUCGGAGGACUACACAGCACUUCAGACAGCUGACAGCUGAGGAGAGGCAGAAGGGGAGGGAGAGAGGAGGAAAGAGAGGAAUAUUGCCCCCGAGGGAUACUUUCGAGACUUCGGGUCAACCAAACAUCCCUGUCUCAUCCACCCAUCUACUCUAAAGGCAUGGAUGUCAGCAACGUCACCGUUGCCACCAUCACCGUAGCCGCGAGCAACCGGACGGACCUGAGCAGCGUGUUCACACGGCAGGUGCUCCCGGCGCUCUACCUGCUGAUCUGCGUGCUGGGCCUGGUCCUCAACGGCCUGGCAGCCUGUCUCUUCUUCCGCAUGCCCAGCUCCUCUGCACUGGUGGUCUACCUGAAGAAUAUGGUGGUGGCUGACCUGCUGAUGCUGCUCACCUUUCCCCCGCGCGUCCUGAGCGAGGCCAAGCUGGGAGGGCGCCCACUGGAGGUGGUGACAUGCCGCUACACAGCCGUGCUCUUCUACUUGAGCAUGUAUGCCGGCAUUGUCUUCAUGGGUCUCAUCAGCCUGGAGCGCUACGUCAAGAUCGUACACACCGCCUCCUCCUACUCCGCCCCAAAGUCCUCUUCCUCCGCGACGCUCACGUCGUUCAGAGCUAACAACACCUCCUUCUCCUGUUCCUCCUCGUCCUCCUCCUGCUCGGUGAUGCUGCACCACCCCGGGUGCGCGCAGGCCAUCUCCCUGCUAGCGUGGGCCCUCCUGCUGGUCUGCAUGCUGCCCAACUCCUUCCUGAGCAACAAGCCUCUGCCGCCCGACAGCCAGUGGAGCUGCAUGAAGCUGAAGAGUGAGCUGGGCAAGGCGUGGCAUCGCGUCUCGAGCCUGUUGGUGGUGGCCAUCUUCUGGGCCACGCUACUGCUGCUGGCCUUCUGCUACACCUCCAUUGCCCACCGUGUCUACCGCUCCUACCGACGCCUGCGCAGCACCAGUCUGCGCAAUGGUGGCACUGGCUGUAACAGUGUCGGUGGAGGCACCAUUGGCGGAGGUGGUGUCGGGGGCCAGACGGCGCGGCGCAAGUCCAACCGCAGCAUCCUCAGCCUCCUGGCGGUGUUCUUUGUCUGCUUUGUGCCGUACCACGUAUGCCGUGUGCCCUACACACUCAGCCAGAACCCGGACUACGGCUUCUCGGACAACAGCCGCUACGUGCUGUUCCAGGUCAAGGAGGCCACGCUCUUCAUGGCUGCCUUCAACGUCUGCCUGGACCCCGUCAUCUACUUCCUGAUGUGCCGCACCUUCCGGGAGAUGCUGCUGCACCGCACGGACUGCUGCCACCGCGGGGCGACCACGAGGCCGCGGCAGGAGGCCACCGCACGCCGAGGGUCUGUGUCUAACGGGGGUAGUGUCAGCAAUGUAUGAACAGAAGCCGUGGCCUAAAGGUUAAGGAGAUGGGCUUUAGAUCAGAGGGGUGCAAGUUCGAUUCCCAUCUUUCCACUCCCUACUUCACUCCAUGGCUGAGAUGACCUUGAGUAAGGCACCUAACCCCAUACUGCUCCAGGGCCUGUAACCAAUACCCUAUUCUUACAAAAAGACUGUAAGUCGCUUUGGAUUAACCCAUUGAUGCCUAAAGCACCUGCAAAAAGGCUGCUUAAUGCCUAGCCCCUUUUUAAGAAAAGUUGCCCUCAGCAUAUAAAAACCUAAAUAACUUAGCCUCUGAAGCACAUAAAAACAUGCUAUGAGUUGUAUUUUAAUGC